AUGGCAUACCGUGAGAAACUGCCAGCGCUGAACGCAGCCAACAUUCGGAUCCAAAAAGGCGGCAACGAAGAUAACAAAUUCAAUACUGUCAAUUUCACCGUCCAGUUGCCUUUUAAUUAUCGCGAGAUAUUUGAUCAGGAGUAUUGGAGAGAUCUCAAAAGAUUUGAUAACGGCGAAAAAGGCAACGGCACAUAUUUGCAUCUCCAGGGCCAAUUAGAAGAGCGCUUGGAUGACAAUUACUGGAAGAACGAAACUUCUGAAAAUAUGGAGACCCGUCGCAACUCCUGGCAGGGCAAUAACAAUCAAGUGGUUGUCGGUUUUACACUUGCUUACGGAAAUCGCAGAAAUCCGCUUACUAAAGAAAUGGUAGCGCAGAACAAUUUUUCUGCACUUCGAGAUCCCAACCAGAAGAUCAUGGUGUAUAAUUGCGGGGGACCCGGCACAGGGACUCAUCCAAUCAAUCAAGGAUGGUUCCAAAAUUUCGUUGAGAACGGGUAUUACGUGUUGUUUCCCAAUUAUCGCGGUUGCCCUUGCAACCUUGACAUCGAAUCAUGGGAGCCGAAACCAACAAUAUUUAACGAAGAUGUUUGGAAUAGCUGGAAAAGUUCUAGAAGGGAGCAAGCAUCCGGUCAAAUCUUUAACUUGUCGAUCAGAAACAUUGCCCGAGACAUAGAGACUGUGCGACGUCAUCUAUUGGGUGAGAAGAAAUGGACAGUCCAAUGUCAAUCAUUCGGUGGAUCUAUCUCGAUGUGCCUCCAAUCCUUUUAUGCCGAGGGCAUUGAAGAGGUACAAUACUGCGCGGCCAUGAUUCCUAUCAAUCGCAGCGCCUACGAAGUUAAUAUGGAAUUGUUUAAAGUCGUCAUUGCCCGCAACGAACAAUUCUUCAACAAAUAUACCAAUGAUAAAAAGAAAACCAAAGAGAUCGUUGAUUAUCUCGCGAAAUACGAUCUCAAGGCUCCAUCUGAAGGCAAACUCACACCAAAGCGAUUUCUUUGCCUAGGACGCGCGCUAGGAAAUACCACAAAGUUCGAGGCACUACAUAACGUAAUCGAAAGCAUGCAUACUGCCAUUCAAACAGGGUCUUCCCAGUCGAGCCCAGAGUGGAAAGAGGCUUUAAAGCAAUAUGAAAAAUUGGAUGAAAAAGGUUGGAAAAACGGCAAGAGGCCACUAUAUCCCUUACUCACUGAGCUACAGUACCCUACACUGUUGCCGCAGAAACCUGACUGGGGGGCUGAAAGAGCAGCAGCGAACUAUAAGGAAUUUUGGUGGGUUUCGAAGACAAACAGGGAAAUAAUCGAGGAGCUUCAGAAAGACAAGAACAAGCCAUUGGCAUUUUCGGGUGAGAUGGUUUAUAAGUCCUUCUACGAAGACUACCCCAGCCUUCAACCUUUUAAACAGUUGGCAGCCGAUCUAGAGGAGAAGCUUGUUCUACCGGAGCCUACGUACGAUGUUAAGGCGCUUAAGCGGAACCAAAUUCCCACUAAAGUCUACAUCCCGACGAAGGACAUGCAUGUGAGCUUGAAGUACUCCAGGGAGAACCUCACAAGUUUCCGAACGAUUAUCCAGCGCUUGGAAGACGACGAAGCCGAACAUGGCGCUAUAAGGCAUAAACCCAAGAAGGCUUUGGAUUAUUUUAUGUUCGGACUAAGAGAAUAG
This is a messenger RNA of Neoarthrinium moseri, 1656 nucleotides long. RefSeq lists its product as uncharacterized. The record is from RefSeq and is a predicted model, not a curated record. Bases 1 to 1656 code for a protein of 551 amino acids. NCBI's taxonomy places the organism in Eukaryota, Fungi, Ascomycota, Sordariomycetes, Amphisphaeriales, Apiosporaceae. The transcript has a single exon.